UCGUUUAUCCUCUGUUGUCGCUUCUACCCAGCCGGUGCCACACUAGUCAUCCACUGCAAUGAGUGGUACAGUUGCCUGCCAGAGUGCGAAAUGUCCAAACGGCAACCCUCCUUCUAAACUAGAGUGUCCCACAUGCCACAAACUUGGGAUACAGGGCUCAUUCUUCUGCGGGCAGGAAUGCUUCAAAGCCGACUGGAAAAUGCACAAGCGUGUGCACGACAUCGUCGCACCACGACAGCCUUUGCUAGACGAUCCAUCUAUCAGCAAAAGUGGCGAUGGCACGUUCAAUCCCUUUUACGACCACAGAUUCUCCGGCAGCCUGCGCCCUGUAUAUCCUCUUUCGCCUACGCGAAUAGUUCCCGAACACAUUAAGAGGCCAGACUAUGCUGAAAGCGGCGUACCUACCUCCGAGAGCAGGCGCGCUGGCCAACCUCCCCGUAUUCUGACACCGGAGGAGCAAGAGAAGAUGCGGGUGGUCUGCAAGCUCGCGCGAGAAGUUCUUGACAUCGCCGCAUCCCAUGUCCGUCCCGGAAUUACCACCGACGAGAUUGACGCUAUCGUUCACGAAGCUACUAUCGAACGGAACGCAUACCCUUCGCCCUUGAACUACCGAAAUUUCCCCAAAUCUGUCUGCACGUCCGUGAAUGAAGCAAUCUGUCACGGCAUUCCCGAUCAACGGAAGCUGCAGGAGGGAGAUAUCGUCAAUAUCGAUGUGACGCUCUAUUAUGACGGUUUCCACGGUGAUCUCAAUGAGACGUACCCUGUGGGCCGGAUAGAUGACGACUCGAAGAAGCUCAUUCGUACUGCGAGAGAAUCUCUCGACCAGGCCAUCAAGCUCUGCAAGCCAGGUUUCCUCUUCCGUGACCUCGGAAAAACGAUCGAACCCAUCGCCCGUGCAAACGGCUGUUCAGUCGUCAGAACGUAUACAGGCCAUGGAAUCAACGACCUUUUCCACUGUGCGCCCAAUGUUCCGCAUUAUGCCAAGAACAAGGCUAUCGGGACUAUGAAGCCUGGGAUGACAUUCACUAUCGAGCCAAUGAUCAAUCUCGGAAGCCACUGGGAAGCAAUGCAUUGGCCGGAUAGCUGGACUGCGACGACCGUCGAUGGGAAGAAAAGCGCGCAAUUCGAGGAAACGUUACUAAUCACGGAGACGGGUGUAGAAGUCCUAACGGCCGGCAAACCGAGGGAGCUGUUCUAGCUGUACUAGUCCGUCCGCGCCUGUAUAAUUUGUCUCAACACCCCUGUGCCACCAUCCAAUCGAUCCGCCGACUUGUUGUAC
Molecule: messenger RNA, 1279 nt
Organism: Stereum hirsutum FP-91666 SS1
Lineage: Eukaryota; Fungi; Basidiomycota; Agaricomycetes; Russulales; Stereaceae
Product: methionine aminopeptidase
Exons: 13
Coding region: 59-1198 (379 amino acids)
Biological process (GO): proteolysis
Molecular function (GO): metalloaminopeptidase activity
Source: RefSeq, a predicted model, not a curated record